Messenger RNA from Aspergillus oryzae RIB40, 1062 nucleotides. Its product is annotated as putative HLH DNA binding domain protein. The transcript has a single exon. Bases 1 to 1062 code for a protein of 353 amino acids. Lineage: Eukaryota; Fungi; Ascomycota; Eurotiomycetes; Eurotiales; Aspergillaceae. The record is from RefSeq and is a predicted model, not a curated record.
AUGACUGACGACCGUCGGUUACCGCCCCUGCCCCGCGUAGACCCUUUGCCUCGCGGGCCAUUCAAUCCUUUGGCCUCCAAGAUCUUCGCCCCUAGCCCUCCCAGCUCUCAGGAAUCAUUCCCUGUCAAGUCGCCGUUUCCAGCAUCCGAACACAUUGUUACGCCCCCCUCGCCUGCCAAUUCAGCCGAUAGCUCAUGGCCCGAGUCUCUGCCUUCUCAGAAGAUGUUUGAAUGGCCCCAGGAUCUUUCUUCGGCCGACCUCGUGAACUUGAUCGCCCCAAAGCAUAUUAACCGCAAGCCUCCUCUGCAGCAACUGUGUGGCCGAAAGCGUAAGGGGAGCAUGGUCACGGGCGAAUGUGACGACCAGAGGGAGAAGCACCGCAUUGCAGAGGGCAACCGACGAAAGAACUUGAGCCAGUUACACCGUGAACUGGACAGUCGUAUUCAUGACUUCUUCCUUGAACGGGCCGGGUGGAAUCCAUCUAAGAGUCUUCCCGAGUCGAAGGAACACAUUGUGCAGGGUGCCAUUUUCCUCAUCGAUUUCAUGCUUCUGAUCAUUGUCCACCUUAUUCGCCAGGAAAAUGAGAUGCCUCGGCAGCUAUCUGAGAAGCUUCAGCCUCAGAUCCGGUGUAUGCAGCUUCAGCAGUUGAUCGCCAAUCUCCAGCAGCAGAAUCAGUCCGCUCAGCAACAGAUCAAGUCCUUGAAGCAAGAAAACCAGCUAUUGGAGGAGCGUAACCAGGCGCUUGAGCUCCAGCUGAAAUCCUAUGAACACAUGUUCCGAUCGCCCAAGACCGAACAGCCAAGUCCCCAGCCUCUUACCCAGUUUUCCGAUUCGAGGCCGCGCAACAUGUUGCCUGGCCUACGUGUUUUCUGCGACGAGAUCGCUGUGAAUGGCACGGAGGCCUCCCGCUUCGACCCGCCACACACCGGGUCUUCCCAGUCCUUUUCGCAGAGCUUCCUUAGCCAUUCACCCCCAAUGACCGGGCCUUCGUCCCCGGUCUUCACACAAUCGACUUUUUCGGUUCCCGCGUCGCGGCGCCAGUCCAUUAUUCCGUCACCAUGA